Messenger RNA from Pelagomonas calceolata, 237 nucleotides. The record is from the annotation of a GenBank genome assembly. NCBI's taxonomy places the organism in Eukaryota, Pelagophyceae, Pelagomonadales, Pelagomonadaceae.
GUCCGGCCCCGCGCCACGCGGGCCGGCGGCGCCACCAGCGCCGCCGCCGUGCUCAGCACUGCAAGGAGACGCAUGUUGCAGCUGUGGCGUCCUCUCUCUGCAAAGGGUCAAGCUUGGGUUGUUGGCUGCGGAGCAGAUAAGUCGCAAUGCCCCGCGUACGGAUGCGUAGCCGCUAUGGCUACAGUUGUAGUCAAGUCUCCGCCAAGGAGGCACAAGCUACUCUCUCUCUCGUCUCUG